This is a messenger RNA of Marasmius oreades (fairy-ring Marasmius), 387 nucleotides long. RefSeq lists its product as uncharacterized. Gene Ontology annotation, cellular component: plasma membrane. Gene Ontology annotation, biological process: transmembrane transport. The coding region runs from base 1 to 387 and encodes 128 amino acids. The record is from RefSeq and is a predicted model, not a curated record. Lineage: Eukaryota; Fungi; Basidiomycota; Agaricomycetes; Agaricales; Marasmiaceae. The transcript is spliced from 4 exons. Gene Ontology annotation, molecular function: transmembrane transporter activity.
AUGCCUACUCAAGACAGAGCCUCGACGGAUGCUUCUUACGACACCCCGACAAAACGGCCCGAUGAUGGGGUUCCAGCUGAAGGCGACAUUGGAUUGACGCAGCCAACGGAAGUGAAGGGUCUGGAUUCGGAUUUCAAACAGUGGUCGACUAAGCUGGGGAUUAGCUGUUCUAUCGAGUUGAAUGGUAUCACCCCUACGACUGUGGAAGAAAGAACCGAACCUCGAAUGUAUCAGCUUUUCACUGUGUGGUUCUCUGCGAUACUCAAUGUUGCGGGGAUUGCUACUGGAGCAUUGGGUCCUCAAGUAUUUGGUCUAGGGUUCAUCAAUUGUUGUAUUAUUAUCGUCGUGGCCGACCUGAUUUCCUGCUUAGUUCCCGGGUACAUGUAA